Messenger RNA from Paramecium pentaurelia, 1558 nucleotides. The record is from the annotation of a GenBank genome assembly. Lineage: Eukaryota; Ciliophora; Oligohymenophorea; Peniculida; Parameciidae.
AUGAAAAAAGGGUAAGAUCAAUUAAGUUCAGGCUUUCUCAGAUACAUAAUUUUAUUGCUUGCAUGUAUAGCAUUAGUAAAUAAUAUGUUAAAUACUAUAGUAUGGAAAUAUGUUUAUAUUUGAUUAACCUGCAUUAUUAAAAGAACAAAUAAUGUAGACCUAUAGUCCAAUAUAUGGAGAACAUUUAACAAGUUUCUAUUUCAGUUUUAUGUAUUCAUUUUAUUCCAUUCCAAAUAUUAUAUUGCCUUUAGUUGGUGGGUUUAUGAGUGAUGUAUUUGGUAAAAUAUAAUAUUGAUAUCAAUUUAGGUUAUAGAAAAAUGUCAUUGAUAUUCAUGUUCUUUGUAAUUCUAGGUUAAGGAUUUUUAUAUUUUGGAAGUUCAGUUGCAAACCUUAAAUAUAUGAUUUUGGGUAGAUUUAUGUUUGGAUUGGGUGGUGAAUCUCUUUGUGUAGCAAGUUCAAUUAUCAUAAAUAAAUGGUUUGUUGGAAAAGAAUUGUCAUUUGCUAAUGUAAACUAUAUUUACUAAUAAGAGGCAUUAAAUUUGAGUUUGAUAAGAAGUGCUACAGUAUUGGGAACUUAUAUUUCCCCAAGAAUUGCUGAAAAAUCUGGUAUGACAACAGCUUUUGGAGUUGGUUUUGGUAUUACUUUGAUUUCUGGUGCUGCACUUUUAAUUAUGAAUUUCAUUGAUUCUUAUACAGAAAUCUUAUAAAAAAGAAAUCUAUAAAAAACUGAAGGAUUAUUGGAUAAUAGUAUUUAAGUAAUGGAUUUUGGAGAACUUGUAAAAUAAAUACUAGAAGAUAUUAGAAUGUUCCCUAAAGUAAAAUACACAAAUGAAUCAAUUUUUAGAUUUUUUGGAUCUUGACUUUCAUAAUGACCACUUUUUAUACCUCAGUCUUAAUUUUUAUUUCCUUUUCAAGUGGCAUUAUAAUUGAUUUAUGGUUGCCUGCAGAUGCACCUGUAGAAUAAAAUUAAGAAGUAGCUGGUGAAUUAAUGGGAAUUCCUUAUUUAUGUUGCACAUUCCUCAGUCCAUUUGUUGGAUUGAUGGUAGAUAAAGUUGGCUAAAGAGUUAAGUUUUUAGCAAUUGGAUGUGCUUUAGUAUUUUUAGGAUUAGUUUUGAUGCUAUUAUUUUAUCCCAUAUUUUGCAUGCUCACUUUAGGAUUAUCAUAUGCUCUUUUUGCAAGUACAAUAUGGACAAGUAUUGCCUUUGUUGUUAAAUAGAAAUAAUUAGUAAUAUUUUAUUAUAUAAAGGGGCACAGCAUUUGGUGUAAUGAAUUCUGUUCAAAAUUUUGCUUUUUUUGUGAUGCCAUUAUUUAUAGCUUUCAUUUCAGCUGAAGCAUCUUCUUAAGUAUCAGUAGUCUUAUUCUUUUUAAUACUCGCUUCUGUUUCUUUAAUUAUAGCCAUAUAUUUAUAUAUUGAAGAUCAGAAUAGGCCAGGUAUGUAGCAUCCCAAUAUUUAGUCUCAUUAAAUUCUAAUGAUUAAAAGAAACUUAUGAAUUUUGUCAAUAAUCAUAAAGAAGAUGGGGAAGAAUUUGAAGAAGAAGAAAUAAUUGUACCAAAAUGA